UCCCCCCCCGUCCCGUUCCCCAGCGGCCUCUGCUUGCUUACUGCUUCCUGCCUAGCCGUCCACCUCGCGCCGCCAUCACUCCAGCAUCACCACCACCACACCUUUUCCAUCAUCAUCAUCACAGCUUCCUCUCCUCCUCUUCUUUCUCCUCGCCUCCUUCCCCCUCUCCCUCUCCUCCCCCCUUCCUUCUUCCAGCUCCACCCAUCGUUCCUUCAGCUGCUGUCUUGUCGUUCUCUCUGUUUGAACGGAGGCUUUUUGGGGUUCCGCUUUCUGCCGCGCCCUCCAAUCUGGAAAAGGCCAGCUCAACGGCUUCCUUCCCUACAGCUUCGUCCCGUUCCUGCCAGUCCGCGAGCACGCUCUCCGUCCACAGUGUUCAUCCCAUUGUGGCUGGGCGUCUCCUCCUACCGCCGGUUGCCUUGA
Messenger RNA from Rasamsonia emersonii CBS 393.64, 420 nucleotides. RefSeq lists its product as uncharacterized. The record is from RefSeq and is a predicted model, not a curated record. The annotation marks the transcript as partial. NCBI's taxonomy places the organism in Eukaryota, Fungi, Ascomycota, Eurotiomycetes, Eurotiales, Trichocomaceae. The transcript has a single exon.